AUGUGGAACUUCAAUUUCGACCUCAGCAAGAAGUCCGAUAACAAGGACACCAAGGCCGAAGAGGCGAAGCCCUAUGUUAACAAAUGGAACUUUGACUUCGACCUCAAGAAGAAGCCUGGUGACAAGGACACCAAGGCCGAAGAGGCGAAGCCAUAUGGGGCUAUUAAGAGCCCGUACCGUUUCGGCUCCGCAUGCCCGCCUGCUCAGAACCCGGCCUCUGCCGUGUUCAGCGUCGCUCUGGCCAUGAUACGCAAUCACGACGAUGCCCACUAUGACUACGCCCUCAGGCACAUGACGGGCGAGGGCCCGGUCUCGUGCGGCUCGUACAUCGCCAACCCUGGCAUGAAGCACGUUUACCGCGCCACGGAGGCUUUGGCCGCCACGGUCGGUAAAAGCCAAAGGGUCUCUUCUCCUUCGAUGACGGAGACGAAGAGUGGCGCACGCAGCAGCAAAACCUUCUCUGGUUCCCCACUCAGGAUCAGCAUCGAUGUCCCGGGAUUCAUCAAGAGAGAGCUGGCGAAGCGCGCUGGCGAGGAACCAGAGGACAGCUCUCCCUCCGGAUCCCAGGGAUCCGGUUCCACGAAACCCGUACCCAGUUUCACUCCUCCAGCCUACUGCCUUGACAUGUUUGCGCAGCAGGGCCAAGUGGGCGGGAACGCUUUCCAUGCUUCCAAGGACGCCUGCCCACUGGAGGAGGACGACUGUGGCUCGGAGAGCCAAGAAUCCAGCGUCGACUUCGCCGCCAUGUACCGUUCUGGUACCGGCGAUCAAGCCCACAACUCCCACUACCGAAGGAUCGGGGAGCCAGUCAACCUCGAGAUGGAGGCCCUUCGCAUGCGUGACGCAACUACUUGUCGGGCCGUGAGUCGCCGAGUCCCUACCACCCGCGGCAUCGUUGCUCCGCCCUCCGCCACGGGCCUGAGCACUGCUCCCACCAAAACAAACAAGCAAACUAUUGGGGAUCUCGAGCAGGCCAACGACUCGUACUUUACAUACGUGCCCGACAGAGAGAGAGUAGGCGAACCCAUCGAGAGGGAGACGGAGUACAUCGGCAUGUGUAUCGCGGCUGCGACCAACGAAGACGAGGACAAGGCAGAGACCCAGGAAACGGAGACGGAAGCAUGUGGAAAAACCCAACCAGCGAAAAGGCACGGAGUAUUGGACAAGAAGCACGGUAACUUUCUCCUGGCAAGCACAGACAGUCUCGUUCGAUGUAGGACUCUACCCUGGAGCGACCCGGUGACAAGGUUGAUUGCCGGAACCGAGGUGUGCGGACGAGAGCGAGCCAUCGCCGGUUUCCUCGCGGCGCCCCGCAGGCUUUUGGACACACUCGCCGGGCUUUGCGGGCCCCGGACGGUGGCUGGACGUCCCACCUCGGGCCGGCGAUCCGAAACAUCCGGAUGCUAG
Messenger RNA from Parascedosporium putredinis, 1407 nucleotides. The record is from the annotation of a GenBank genome assembly. Lineage: Eukaryota; Fungi; Ascomycota; Sordariomycetes; Microascales; Microascaceae.